AUGAGACCUCAAACAAUACUGUUAUUCGCCCUUGUGGCUUUACUCUGCCUGGUACAGCACUCUGCAUUUGCAGCAGACGACGCCAGCAAUGCCGCAAGUAAUGAGGACAGUGAUGCUUCGAGCAGCAACAAUGAAGCUAAUACGAGCGAUGAUAAUGAUAGCGAAAGCGAUGAUGAUAAAACGGGUAAUGAUGCAAAUACCAAUGAUAACACAAGUGAUGACGCAGUUGACAAUGAUGACACAAGCAACAAUGACAGUAGUGAUAGUGAUGGUGAUCUUGACGAUUCACAAACAGAAGACGCGUCUACGAAUGAUAAUGAUAACACUCCUUCAAAUGGUAGUGCCAGCAAUCCAUCAGGGAAAAGAAGCCCGUCUAGUCAACGCAAAGCUCAAAGAAAACGCCAAGCAGCAAAGAGACAACAACGCCAAAAUCGAAAAAAGCGCCAAAAUAAAAAACGUCGCCAAAACAAAAGACGUCAGAAUCAAAAACGACGUCAACAAAAUAAUAGGCGCCGACGAAAUAACAGGCGCCCAGCCCGUGGUUAGCUUGUUCACUACACAGCUGCUACCUGUACAGAUGCAUUUUCUUUUUUAAAUCUCCUUACUUCAUCUAGUUGAUUUCGAAUUCUGCUAUA
Molecule: messenger RNA, 635 nt
Organism: Bactrocera tryoni
Lineage: Eukaryota; Metazoa; Arthropoda; Insecta; Diptera; Tephritidae
Product: pre-intermoult gene 1 protein-like
Exons: 1
Coding region: 1-546 (181 amino acids)
Source: RefSeq, a predicted model, not a curated record